AUGCUCAUCACCCCGCGAACAUACCAGCUCUCCCAGGAAGAUACAGAUCGAUGGAACCGAACCUCCGAUAACGUGCACCUCUCACCUCGAUUUCAUACCUUGCUAGGUUGGCGUGCUGAUAAAGCCGAAGCUAUACAAGCAUAUAAAAUGCUAUUAGUGCAUCAAUCGGGCUAUGUCCGUGUCGGGGAGGUUGUGAGAUACACGUUGACAUAUACACCUUCUCUAGACCAGAUUCUACCAACGCCGACGGAGCUUCAUGUUAAAAUAAAGAAUACUUCUGCGAUUCCGCUUCGAGCCGCGUACCUUCAUGGACCCUACACCCUUUAUACGUCAUGCUAUCCUUCAGACUUUGAUCCCAACCAACAAUACCAUGAUAGCGAGAUAAGAGGGAUUCCUCAGUACGAACCAUACUUAAAGGCCGGCGGGAGCUGGACGGCGAGUAUCCCCGUACCGGAAGAGACGCGACUUACUGUCCCCGGAGCACGACAUGCGAACUACAGCAGCAGCAACGUGGGCUCGGAUAGUGACGAAGAAGCAAGAAGAAGGAGCAUAACAUGGAUUAUCGAGAUUACGUCGCAGGUGAUAUUCUCAUCGUCAGCAGCGGUUCAUUUUGAGCUAUUGGUUGGCCGUGAUCAGAAAUCACUUGAGUUCGGCAUCAACGGCUCACUGUCGUCUUCCGGUAUACCAUCGCCAGCGCACAUCAAUGACCAUCAGAGCUUGCGAUCGGUGGCACAUGGCGAUUCUCCGUUCAUAGUUACUAAAGGCGUCUUUUCUAAGUCGGUCACGUUGGUAUUUGAUGAUCUCAAGAGUCUGUGGAAUCGUCCUGAAUGCUCCGCGUUCAAAGAACGUGAGGAGAUCAAUUCAAAGCUGAUAGCUUCGUCGAAUAAAUCACGCAGUCGACAUCCGAUUCCAGCAGCGGAUCUUUCGCCUCGAUUAGAACAUCAUGCCGGCAGCAACAAGAAGAGGCGUAUCCACCUUGUUAUAUUGACUCAUGGAUUGCAUAGUAAUCUUGGAGCUGAUAUGCUAUAUCUAAAGGAGAGCAUUGAUGCUGCUGCCGAGGAAGCCAAGAAGGCAAAAAAGAAGUCCGGUCUUUCUGACACCAAUUAUACGGGGAGAGGGAGUGAGAUUAGUGGUAAGAAAGAAGAUGAUGAAGAAGUCAUUGUACGAGGGUUUCCGGGUAACGUUACUCGCACAGAACGUGGGAUUCAGUAUCUUGGCAAACGACUCGCCAAAUACGUUCUUCUCAUGACAUACCCCGAUCAGCCAUACCUGCCGGUCAAGCAAAGAAAGCAAAAGAACAAUGCAAUUGCAAGCCCUGAGAUUAGUAUACACAAUGAUCCUUGGGCGGAUCGUCCGUCCGAUUGUCAGGUUACCAGCAUUAGUUUCAUUGGGCACUCGCUCGGGGGACUUAUACAGACGUACGCCAUUGCUUAUAUUCAAAAACACUCGCCUGAAUUCUUUGAGCGGAUCAAACCAAUCAAUUUCGUCGCUCUUGCUACACCGUUCCUUGGACUUAGCAACGAGAAUCCUGUCUACGUUCGGUUCGCGCUGGACCUUGGGUUAGUCGGUAAAACCGGGCAGGAUCUUGGGCUGAGCUGGAUGUCUCCCAAAGUCCGAAGUAGGUGGGAUGCCAUUAUCAGCAAGUUUGCAGGUAAUUCAGGUCCAUCUCAACAACAGCAAGCACCAGCUUCCAAGCCAUUACUACGGAUAUUGCCCGCUGGUCCGGCUCACCAGGUUUUACAGCGCUUCAGAAACCGCACAGUUUACUCGAAUGUGGUGAAUGACGGUAUCGUGCCAUUACGUACUUCGUGCUUACUCUUCCUUGACUGGAGGGGCCUGGAUCGAGUGCAAAAAGCACGAAGAGGGAACGGGCUCGUUGGUACUAUGGCAGAAUGGGGUUGGGCAGAGCUUACGGGAGCAAAUUCAGUUUCGCCGACUACACAUCACCAUCCCCAUCACCAUCGUCGCUCUCAUUCGAACUUGUCUGUGGGUGAUGGGACACAACAUCAAACUGUUGAAGGGAUAUCGACACCCACCUCGCAUGGUCAGGUUAGUCCCGGUCUUCAUCCAACACAAUCCCCAACGCAAGGCCAUCUCUUAGGGGACAGUCCGCUUCAUACGGAACCAGAGCCAAUGUCGCCCGUGAGCACAAGCUCAAAUUCCAGGGAACUCCCUCCACCUUCACCCAAUCCAUUCAAUAACCUGUUUGGAAUGUUCCAAUCCAAACAGUCCAGAAGUUCCUCUUCAAGCAAGAAGAGCACCAAGAUUAUCCGACGCAGCCAGACACUGGCACCUUCCGGCGAGUCCGAGCAUAACAUGAACUCUGUAGAGUCAUACCCUCCAAUUGUAAGGGGAAACUCUCUGUACGACGAUGAAGACCUCAGCGCUCCUCCGCGAACUACCAUUUUUGAAUCUGCGGGCGAUGUUCUCAGACCCCCUUUGCCUCCGACGGAAUUUAUCAUUGACCCAACAUCAAGGCCGCGGACCAUUUUCCAUGAUCGCAUAUAUCACCCGGAGGAUAUACCGCCUCCUGUUCUGAAGAAGAGAGGCACCAUAUUCAGUGGUUCACGUGGCUCCAACAAUGAUACAGAUGUUGAUGUUGACCAGGUGGCUGCUCAAGGGUAUAAAGGAAGCGGAUUGAGGGUGGAAGAGAAGAUUGCCAGAGCUUAUCAUCAAGGGCUUUCAUGGCGUAAAGUCCUCGUACGCCUCGAGCCCGACGCACACAACAAUAUCAUUGUCCGACGCAUGUUCGCUAAUGCAUAUGGCUGGCCCGUUAUCAAACAUCUAGUAGACAACCACUUUGGCGACACCUACUCCGCCCGAACAGAAGACGCUCUGGAAUCCAACCGCGAAAGAGCAAAACCUCUUGAUUUCAGAGUGACCGACUCGGGAGAAGAGACGUUUGGUCAAACCAAUACAGAAUCUCCUCAACAAUUACCGUUCCGUCAACAUGCUAGUCUGCCUCCGGACAUUGAUGCGCAGGAACAUGCAUUGGAGACUUCUGAAUAUGAUGGAACAGCAACGAGACCGGCCGAUAAAGGCAGCCCAGCGAGUCGGAAAUCUAAUGAUUCUGCGAAAUGGACUGAUCGGUACUUUUCUGGGGGGGAUUCUGCGUCUGACGCGCAAAGUGAUCAUGAACAGUCGAUAUAAAGUUAGCAACGUGUGUAUAAAUUUUGGCUUGUAUAUAGAUAGAAUGGUUUCAUUGAACUAAGUAUAUAUAAUU
Talaromyces stipitatus ATCC 10500 is the source of this 3223-nucleotide messenger RNA. RefSeq names its product lipase/serine esterase, putative. Gene Ontology annotation, molecular function: monoacylglycerol lipase activity. The coding region runs from base 1 to 3150 and encodes 1049 amino acids. The record is from RefSeq and is a predicted model, not a curated record. NCBI's taxonomy places the organism in Eukaryota, Fungi, Ascomycota, Eurotiomycetes, Eurotiales, Trichocomaceae. The transcript is spliced from 2 exons.